This is a messenger RNA of Cavia porcellus (domestic guinea pig), 1489 nucleotides long. It is a transcript of the gene Gpr87, whose product is annotated as G protein-coupled receptor 87. The transcript is spliced from 3 exons. Gene Ontology annotation, biological process: G protein-coupled receptor signaling pathway. Gene Ontology annotation, cellular component: membrane. Lineage: Eukaryota; Metazoa; Chordata; Mammalia; Rodentia; Caviidae. Gene Ontology annotation, molecular function: G protein-coupled purinergic nucleotide receptor activity. The record is from RefSeq and is a predicted model, not a curated record. The coding region runs from base 335 to 1411 and encodes 358 amino acids.
GGUGCUGGGCGGGCCAGUCUGAAAGUGCUGCUCGGAGGAGGACCUUCAGAAGGGUAGGGGAACGUGGAUCUUCACUGGCAGGAGAGAGAAAAUGAUCAUCUUUUGUUCUUCCCCAGAAAAUUCACUACCUAGACAACGUUAGUGUCAAGGCUUAUUCUCAACUGGAGAUGCAAGGUCUGUCUCAACUUGAAGACGUUCGUGUCAGGUGAAUGGACAGUCAGCCACCGCAAUGAAAGAAAUCAAACCAGGACUUGCCCCUGCUGAACCCAUGCCUCAGUCAUCCCCAAGUGUUUCCUGACAUGCAUUUUUGCUUACAGUGCAUCGUAACUAAAGAAUGGGGCUCAACUUGACACUUGCAAAGUUACCAAAUAAUGAGCUGCCCAGCCCAGCAAGUCCAACUCCAAACAACACAACAGAUGGACCUGGAAAAAACAUCACCCUUCACAAUGAGUUUGACACUAUCAUCUUGCCUGUGCUUUACCUCAUUCUAUUUGUAGCAAGCAUCUUGCUGAAUGGCCUAGCAGUGUGGAUCUUCUUCCAUAUUAGGAAUAAAACCAGCUUCAUAUUUUAUCUCAAAAACAUAGUGGUGGCCGACCUUCUAAUGACGCUGACAUUUCCAUUUCGAAUAGUCCACGACGCAGGAUUUGGACCAUGGUUCUUCAAGUCAAUCCUCUGCAGAUACACUUCCGUCUUAUUUUAUGCAAACAUGUAUACUUCCAUUGUGUUUCUUGGGCUGAUAAGCAUCGAUCGCUAUCUGAAGGUAGUAAAGCCAUUUGGGGACUCUCGCAUGUAUAGCAUAACCUUUACAAAGGUUUUAUCGGUUUGUGUUUGGGUGAUCAUGGCUGUUCUGUCCCUGCCAAACAUCAUCCUAACGAAUGGCCAACCAACUAAGGAAAAUAUUCAUGACUGCAUGAAACUUAAAAGUCCUUUGGGAGUUACAUGGCAUAAGGCAGUCAACUACGUGAACAGCUGCUUAUUCGUGGUUGUAUUGGUGAUUCUGAUUGGGUGUUACAUAGCCAUAUCCAGAUACAUCCAUAAGUCCAGCCGGCAAUUCAUAAGUCAGUCAAGUCGAAAACGAAAACAUAACCAGAGCAUUAGGGUGGUUGUGGCUGUGUUUUUUACCUGUUUUUUACCAUAUCACUUGUGCAGAAUUCCUUUUACUUUUAGUUACUUGGACAGGCUACUAGAUGAAUCUGCACACAAAAUCCUCUAUUACUGCAAAGAAAUGACACUUUUUUUGUCUGCAUGCAAUGUGUGUCUGGAUCCAAUAAUUUACUUUUUCAUGUGUAGGUCAUUUUCAAGAAGAUUAUUCAAGAAAUCAAAUAUUAGGACCAGGAGUGAAAGCAUCAGAUCACUGCAAAGUGUCAGAAGAUCAGAAGUCCGCAUAUACUAUGACUAUACUGAUGUGUAGGGAUUAGAAACCAUGGGACUGUCCCUUGUUUUUGGAAUUAAUAUGUACAAAGUGUAAAUAAAUGCUAUUUUAGAAAAA